This is a messenger RNA of Suillus paluster, 1224 nucleotides long. RefSeq names its product acid protease. The annotation marks the transcript as partial. The record is from RefSeq and is a predicted model, not a curated record. The transcript has 8 exons. NCBI's taxonomy places the organism in Eukaryota, Fungi, Basidiomycota, Agaricomycetes, Boletales, Suillaceae. Gene Ontology annotation, molecular function: aspartic-type endopeptidase activity. Gene Ontology annotation, biological process: proteolysis.
UUAUGCUGUCGGUUCUCCCGCCAAGCCCUCCUGUUUGUAGUCCUCAUCGCGGCCAGCAGGUCGACCUCGUCCUUGGUCAGCAUCCCGUUGACGAAGCUUGAGCGCACUGGGUCGUAUCUCCGAGGGUCCCCACAUGCUGAUCGUGCCCGAGCAUCAUUCUUGAAGACUCGAACAACUGGCGGUUCAACGACCGUCCCGGCUUCAAAUUUGGCAUAUGUACAGUACACCACCAGCGUUGGCAUUGGCAGCCCCGCCACAUACUACAAUUUGGCUAUUGACACAGGGAGUUCUAACACCUUUAUCGGAACAGGUAAAAAGUAUGUCCGUACGUCAACCAGUGUCCCCACUGGACAACAAGUCAAUGUAACCUAUGGACUUGGUUCUUUCACUGGCGUUGAAUACUCUGACACGGUCACUCUUGCACCCGACCUCGUCAUUGCGAACCAGUCUAUUGGCGAUGCCCUUCAAUAUGCAGACUUUGAAGGCAUUGAUGGUCUCAUUGGUGUCGGACCAGUUGAUCUCACGCAUCACAGUCUGUCACCUGAUACUAAUGCGUUGAUCCCAACCAUCAUGAAUAACGCCCUGAAGCAGGGCCUGAUCCGAAAGCAAAUUCUCGACGGAGCCAUUACAUAUGGUGGCAUUGACCAUGCUCUCUACACUGACAAAAUAACCUAUGCCCCAGUUACCGAGACUCACCCAGCAGGCCACUACUGGGGCAUCAACGUGACUGAGUCGACAUAUGGUACACAUGCUGUCAUUCCUCAGUCAACUGCCGGCAUUGUCGACACGGGCACCACUCUGGUUCUGCUUGCGGAUGAUUUCUUUGCCACGUACAUAGACGCCAUUCCCGGCGCCUACCUCGACAACAACCUCGGCGGCCUCCUUGUCAUCCCCUCCUCCUCCGUCGCGGACAUGCAACCCCUUAACUUCAAGAUCGGUGGCGCCGUGUUCAGCAUGGAUACAGCUGCACAGCUAAUCCCAUUGAACCAGAGCAGUUCUUGGGGCUAUGCUGGCGUACAAUACGGCACUGUCUCUAACAUCGGCCACGACAGCGGCAAGGGUUUCGAUUUCAUCAUCGGGAUGAACAACCGCGUUGGCUUUGCGUACACUAAGCACACCUUCUCGACGUACUCGCCUUGAGUCGAACCAUCGCCAUUUGGAGGAUAAUAAGACUUAUGAGUUGGGCAACCCUACAUCGCGUGAUUCAAGUUAGGGUUCGCUGAC